Rhizophagus irregularis DAOM 181602=DAOM 197198 is the source of this 345-nucleotide messenger RNA. RefSeq lists its product as uncharacterized. NCBI's taxonomy places the organism in Eukaryota, Fungi, Glomeromycota, Glomeromycetes, Glomerales, Glomeraceae. The record is from RefSeq and is a predicted model, not a curated record.
AUGUCCAAAGACACUAAAAAAUCAUUCCCAAUAUUACUUCUUGAUGUCUUGACUUCAGAUCUUAAACCAAAAGAUUUGCAUAAAACAAUAUCGGAUCAACUCGAAGUUAAAUACCUUUCAAGUUCUGCUCAGGAACUAGAUGAAAUUGAAGGAAUAAUGUUUGGUAGAGCUAGUAGACUUAUUAGCUUAAUGACGAUGAAAAUAAAAAUAGAUGUCAAGAAUGUACAUUUUUUAAUAGAUACAGAAUCAUCAGAAACCUUUGUCUGUGAGAAGGUGCUCAAUUCGUUCAAUUUGACUGUCGUGACCCAAAUGACAAUUUGCAUGUAUAAUUUUUAUUUAACAUAA